CCUUUUUAUAGGGCUGGAGCGCCCCGGCCGCGAGAACGGAGCACAGAAACGGAAACAUUUCCCGACCCCAGAUUCGAGCAGCCGCCGGAGCGCAGGUGAUCCAUCGCUCGCUCGCUCGUGCAGCUCCUGCUUCUGGCCAAGGCGGCUAGAUUCCUUCCGCCGCCAUGAAGUCCGGUUCCGCUUCCUCCGGCCGCGAUGAUCCCUGGGCUCCUCCACCUACCUCCGGCAGCGGCGGCGGCGGCUCCAACGAGCCAGCCAAGAAGCAGCGCACGGAGCCGCCCCCGAGCUCAACCCAGGCCGAGGCGUCCUCCUCCUCUUCCCAUCCUCCACCACAGCAGCAGCAGCCGCCGCCGCCGCCGGACGGCGAGCCGCCGAGGGUGCCGGAUCUCGGGGAGGACGCGAUAUUCGAGAUCCUGCGGCGGGCGGAGGCCCGGACGCUGGCCGCGGCGGCGUGCGUCAGCCAGGGGUGGCGGCAGCUGGCGGAGGACGAGCGGCUGUGGGAGGCGGCGUGCGUGCGGGAGUGGGCCAACCUCGGCUUCUCCCAGCAGCAGCUCCGCGCGGUCGUGCUCUCGCUCGGGGGAUUCCGCCGCCUGCACGCCGUCUACAUCCGCCCGCUCCAGCAGCGUGGUGCCGGGGCGCCGCACAGGCAGGGGAGGAGGCAGUUGCCUGUGAGGUUGGGCAGGGACCAGGUUCAGCUCUCGCUGUCCCUCUUCUCGAUUGGCUUCUUCCAGAACAUGCCUAACCAUCCUUUGCCUAAGAAAGACAAGGGUGGUGAUGGCAGCGAUAAGGGUGGAGGUGGGCAGUGCGGCUGAUCUGGUCUCUGCCUAACAACCUUAUCUCUCCCUGGCAAGAAAACAAAAGCUUAUCUCUCCAGCAGCAUCCCCGUCUGUUGCUGUGUGUGUGUGGCCUAGAGUUUUGGACACCUUCUUGGCUGACUGGAGCUACUAGAGAGUGAAGGAGAGAGAGCACAAAGCCUGGGGGUGGGUUGGUAAGAGACAGGUCUAUGUAUAGUGUUACUUGGAUCUAUAGGAACGUCGAUAAGUGUAUGUAUAGGGAUGAGUGGUGGUUUAGUUGAGUCACAUGGACAAAUUGGUGCCAUAGCACAAGAAAUAUCUCUUAGUGGGGAAAUAUCAUGGAUUAAGCUUGGGGCAAUGUGAGGAAUGAAUUGAGGUA
Messenger RNA from Lolium perenne, 1173 nucleotides. RefSeq names its product F-box protein GID2. Gene Ontology annotation, cellular component: SCF ubiquitin ligase complex. The record is from RefSeq and is a predicted model, not a curated record. Gene Ontology annotation, biological process: regulation of gibberellic acid mediated signaling pathway; gibberellic acid mediated signaling pathway. Lineage: Eukaryota; Viridiplantae; Streptophyta; Magnoliopsida; Poales; Poaceae. Gene Ontology annotation, molecular function: protein binding.